AACUGUUCGGAAACCUCUAGAACAUAGGAACGACGUCGAUGGAGGCGCCACCGGCGAUGGCAUCGGAGGGGGGACAGCGCGGCGCGGGGGGCAGCCACGUACGAGGAUCGCGGGCCGCUCACACACCUUACCGAUCAGCUGUGAAAAUUGUACGCGUCGCGCGCCGUUUAAUUAUAUAAUUUGUUACAAAUCAUCCGUUGGAAUAAACCAGUACCUAUAUUUCGGAAACAGCCUCAGUCAUUUCUACAGCCCAAGAAUUCUCCCUAACAAAGUGGUCCUUCGCAAGAAAGAAAAAACAACGGAGGCAGGCGUGCAGUGACGCGUGCGUGGCGAUUUUGCAGCGCAGGAAAAAACCAACGUGGCGCACACGUCUCCAAGAAAUAUAUCGACGAGAACGGAUAACUGUGGCUACGGAUCGGUAAAUAGUGUGUCGUUCCAAUUAAUCAUUGCCCUUUAUCACUUCUUAAAUUCUUCCCGCUUUGUUGGCCAUUUAAAUCUGUUCCAUUUUUUUUCCCCAUAUUUAUUAGUCAUCGCAUUCAUUUCGUUGCACAUAUUUCAAGCCUGGUUAUCGCUCAAGCCUAUUAUUGUAGGUGCAUCGCUGCAUAAUUAGUAGCAGGCAAAAAUAAGAAACCUGUUUACACGGAUACGUGUUAGCUUGACCGCUAAUUCACUCAAGGUCAACAUCUGUCGCUUUGCAAUUUAUUCAACGCAGUGCUUGCUCAUUAGUUACGAAUUAACGUAAUUAUUAUUUAUUUGAAUAAUGGACUCUAAACUUAAAGAAUUAGUUAAGAAACGUGCAAGCUGUAAAGCUAAACUUACGCUUUUCAGCAAUUAUUUAAAUGUAGUCCUUUCUUGUUCACGAUUAAGUGAUUUACAAGUAACAGAACUGGAAACCCGACUUGAUAAAAUGGAUUUAUUAUACAAUGACUAUGAUAAAAUACAGGGGGAUAUCGAGCUGCUGAUGGAGGACUCCGCCGAGGCAUUGGCUGAUCGCGAAGCCUUUCAAAACCAAUACUUCUCCUUGGUGUCAUCGGCGCGCGAGGUGCGACGUCAGCAUAGCGAGCGAAGAGCCAGCGUGUUGGUGAGUUCCGUACAAGCUUCAGAUAAUAAUGACGCCACACAGUCGAAACAUAGUGUUGUGAAAUUACCACAGAUUAGUUUACCACAUUUUGAUGGAAGCUAUCAGCAUUGGCUCGAGUUUAGAGACACGUUUGAUUCUCUUAUACACAAGAACACAUUGUUGGAUGACAUAAGUAAAUUUCAUUAUCUGAGGUCCUCGUUAAAGGGUGCUGCUGCCUUAAUUAUUAGAAGCUUGGAUUUUAAUUCUGGUAACUACAGCAUCGCCUGGGAUUUAUUGACGAAACGUUACAAUAAUAAUCGUCUUUUGGUAAAUAAUCAUGUUCAAUCGUUAUUUAAUGUCGAUCAAAUAGAAAAGGAGUCCAGUAAAGCAGUACGUCAUUUAGUCGAUAGUACUACAAAAAAUCUCAGAGCUUUAACAAUUUUAGGACAACCGACGCAGCACUGGGACACCUUAAUUAUUUAUAUAAUGGCUCACAAAUUAGAUACUAAAACUUACGUUCAUUGGGAAGAAUUUAGAAAUACGUUAUCCGAGGCACCUACAUUGUCUAAAUUUUUAACUUUUUUAAAUAACAGGGCAGACUUGUUGGAAUCAGUUGAGGACUCUGAAGCUAUUAAAAACAAGACCUCAAACAAUAAAUCAAAUAAGCAAAAAAGUUUUGCCAUAACAUCAACUGAUAAUAAUAAUAUUUCAAAUAAGGUUUCGAGCUCAAAUUGUCCAAUGUGCAAACAAAGUCAUGUUUUAUUUAAGUGUGAUAGUUUUCGAAAACUGACGUCAGAUGUUCGUAAUCAGAAGGCUAAAGAAUACAAGGUUUGUCUUAACUGUUUAAACCCGGGCCAUUCCGAACAAAAAUGCAAAUUGUGGGCUCGGUGCAAGUAUUGUAAGGCAAAACAUAAUACACUGUUACACGUAGACAAAGACAGCGAGCCGACUACCAGUAGUCAAAUAACAGAUAAUGUUACUUUAACUGCCAAAGCUAUACAGAAUACUACUUCGUCCACCGUAUUGCUUUCCACAGCGAGGGUGAAGGUGCGCGACAGCAGCGGCCGCAGCCACGUAGCGAGGGUGCUGCUGGACAACGGCAGUACCGCAAACUUUAUAACUGAGGAGCUGUGUGCAGAGAACCAGAUGGCAUGCGUCCACAGGCGAAAUUAAGCUGAAUCAGUUAGUUCUGAUCAGAGAGAAAACGCAACCACCACUACAUUGGCUAUUAGGCCGUAUCGUCAAGGUGUUUCCUGGUGCUGACGGCAUCACGAGGGUGGCGGAAAUCAAAACCAAGAAGGGCAACAUCACAAGGGCCUUCAACAACAUAUGUCCUUUACCUAUUGAAGACGAUGUUUCAACCCGGGCAGGAUGUUCGGAAACCUCUAGAACAUAGGAACGACGUCGAUGGAGGCGCCACCGGCGAUGGCAUCGGAGGGGGGACAGCGCGGCGCGGGGGGCAGCCACGUACGAGGAUCGCGGGCCGCUCACACACCUUACCGAUCAGCUGUGAAAAUUGUACGCGUCGCGCGCCGUUUAAUUAUAUAAUUUGUUACAAAUCAUCCGUUGGAAUAAACCAGUACCUAUAUUUCGGAAA
Messenger RNA from Helicoverpa zea (corn earworm), 2657 nucleotides. RefSeq lists its product as uncharacterized. NCBI's taxonomy places the organism in Eukaryota, Metazoa, Arthropoda, Insecta, Lepidoptera, Noctuidae. The transcript has 2 exons. The record is from RefSeq and is a predicted model, not a curated record. Bases 761 to 2233 code for a protein of 490 amino acids.